AAAAAGGAAUAAAGCCCAACCCAAUAAAAAUAGAUGGGCCAAGUGGGCCCAAUAGUGGCCGCCGUUUCCUCGUCAGAGAAGAGUGAGUGAGCAAUAGUAAUCGGGUAAUGGAUAUGGUGCCGGUGGUGGUGCGUUCCGCCUCUCACGUCUCCGCCUACCGAUACUUGGACUACCGCCGCGGUACCUCCCCACGCUUCCGAGUAAGGUUAGGGCCAAGCUCCCAUUUGAGCAGCAAGAUGCCAAGUAUUACCAACACCUGGAGGCUGCUGUCCACGUUGUUCAGAGGGCUUGCCGUCUCUGCCUCCAUGUAUUACAUCAAUUAUAUUCUUUUCCUUUCCUUCAGGCAUUCCAAAUAUUAUGUGUCAUGCACUUUGCAGGUGAAAUCAUCUCUCUUUUCAACCGACGCCAAUGUUCAUCAAAAGAAUGACCAGACUCCCGUCACCGUCGCAGAUUUCGGAGUUCAGGCUCUCAUCAGUUUCGAGUUAAACAAGCUGUUCCCUUCAAUACCUCUGGUGGCUGAGGAGGACUCUGCCUACUUGCGAUCAAGAAACUUAGCAGGUUCCGUGCUUGAUGCAAUCACUGCUAUAGAUAGUCCCACUUCCAAACCCUUGACACAAGAUGAUGUGCUGGAAGCAAUUGAUAGAGGUGGCGAAGAUGCUUUUUUAUUUGGAUCAGAACCGGCCACGUAUUGGGUGCUUGAUCCAAUUGAUGGCACACGUGGAUUUGUAAAAGCUGGCAAAGCCUUAUAUGUGGUUGGUUUGGCUCUUGUGGUUGAGGGAGAGAUUGUAGCUGGUGUUAUGGGCUGCCCCAACUGGCAGGAAGAUUUUUCCAAGAAAUCCCCAGCUGAACUUGAGGAGGUUGCAGACAUGCUUUCUGCAUCAGGAACUAUAAUGAUUGCUCACAUAGGCUGUGGAACGUGGACAAAAAGGUUGAAUAGUAUGCCGAAAUUACCUAGUGUUUGGACCAGAUGUUUUGUGGAUGGGUCUAACUUAGUACAGAAGGCACACUUCUGUAUUCCAGAUAGCCAAACUUGGGAAUCUUUGCCACUAUCGUCAUCAUUUAAUGCAACAAACAAUGUCGAUGAUGUGGGGGACAACCAAGUUCUUCUUUUGGCAACAUGUUGUGGAAGUUUAUGCAAGUAUUUGAUGGUGGCCUCGGGUAGGGCAUCUGUUUUCAUUCUCCGAGCAAAAGAGAAGACCAUUAUAAAGGCUUGGGACCAUGCUGUUGGCAUGAUAUGCGUUCAUGAAGCUGGUGGAAAGAUAACUGACUGGAGCGGGAGUGAAAUAGAUCUUGCUGCAGAUCAAGCUGGUCGGCGGGUUAUAUUUCCGUUCGGGGGAGUCCUUGUCACCAACGGCUGUUUACAUCAUCAGAUUCUGGAAAUUAUCUCUCACUCUACAACUUCAUCACUUUGAUGUUGUGGAUUGAUCAUUUAUUCAUUUUUAAAUAUUUUAAUUUGGCUAUAAUUCCCUCCGGUCAAACUAUCCUCGCCAAAUGAGGAGGUUGAUAAAGUGAAAAAAUAAAAAUUAUAAAUUCAAUGGUGCUAAACUCUCAUUUUCUCACUCUAUUAAUCUUCCCAUUGUAAAGAAUCUUUUCCCACAACCCCCCUCCCUCUCUCUCAAGUGUCUACACAAUUGCCAUUUCAAUUAAUUACCCAACAUAUUCUUAACUGUAAUCACAUAAAUGAAUUGAACCCCUAUUUUAUCAUCAUGUAACUGGUUACAAAACAAUUUUUUGUAGGUGCUUACUUUGAUGCACAUUGGAAAUAUACAGAUAUAGAGGAGAGAGUAAAAAUCAUGUUUUUUUUUUAGAUAUUUUUGUUUCUUUUUUUUCUUUUUCUUU
Molecule: messenger RNA, 1839 nt
Organism: Arachis ipaensis
Lineage: Eukaryota; Viridiplantae; Streptophyta; Magnoliopsida; Fabales; Fabaceae
Source: RefSeq, a predicted model, not a curated record